This is a messenger RNA of Acanthosepion pharaonis, 1122 nucleotides long. Lineage: Eukaryota; Metazoa; Mollusca; Cephalopoda; Sepiida; Sepiidae. The record is from the annotation of a GenBank genome assembly.
AUGCGUGAAGGCCGUCUCUGUCGAAGCCGAGUGAAUAUCUCGAUGCGUGAAGGCCGUCUCUGUCGAAGCCGAGUGAAUAUCUCAAAGCGCCAAGAACGUCUCUGCACGUCGAAGUCGAUAAUCCUCGCCCAGAUUUACUUUUUUUCUUCAUCACUCGAUUUUUCUUUUCUUCUCUUUCCUAUAGACGUUCAAUUCUCUCUUGCUCUCUCUCUCUUAUUCCAUACUACAGGCUUUAAGUCUUUCUUUGUCAUUUGCUGUUUGUCCCACCCUGUUUCACAGACACUUUUUCCCUGUCUUUUAUCAUUUCUCAUCUGCAGACGACAUCUUAAGUGGGAUAAAAUACUCUCACAUAUCUCAUUUUCUUCUUACGUAACCCCCCCAAAAAAAAAACCCCGUGAUUAUGGGGCUUUUCCCCAUCUCUAUCGCCUUCCAAAAAUCCCUUCCCCACCUUCUUUCUUGGUACGCUACUUUCUCUCUGUUCCUGCCAAAUCUAUCAUCAGUCUCACUUCGACCACGACUUGCUUUUUAAUUUCUUUAUCUGAAUUCCGACAUUGUAAUCACCUGCCUUUUUUUUUUCUUCGUCUUCUUUUUCACUUGACUCCACCCAUUCAACUGGUGGCUACCCAAUUCUUUGAUCAUGUCUUGGCCUGCUACUUUUUUUUUUCUCCAAAUUUCUUAAUUUCUAUUCUUUGUACUUUCUUUCUAUUCUUCUGCUUAAUCUUUCAUUACGAUCUUUCUCGUCUUUUCAUCAUUACGUUCCCCCACUCUCGCCUCUUCUUUUUUUUCUACGUUUUCUUCAUUGUUUUUGUUUUCCUUUUUCUCUCAUUUCCUUUUUUACUUCUCUUGUUUUCUCUCCCUAAUUUUUUGCUUCUCUCUCUCUCUCCAGUUUUUACGUCUCUCUCUCUCUUCAAUGUUUACUCCUCUCUCUUUUCAUUUUCUACUUCUCUCUCUCUCUCUUUUCAUUUUCUAAUUUUCUCUUCAUUUUCUAAUUUUCUAAUUCUCUCUCUGCAUUUGUUAUUUCUCUCUCUCCCUUUCUUCAUUUGUUACUUCUCUCUCUCUUACUUGAUUUGUUACUGCUCUCUCUCUCUCUCUCUCGAUUUCAUACUUCUCUUUCUCUCUUGA